This is a messenger RNA of Chlamydomonas reinhardtii, 1308 nucleotides long. RefSeq lists its product as uncharacterized. The transcript has 3 exons. The record is from RefSeq and is a predicted model, not a curated record. NCBI's taxonomy places the organism in Eukaryota, Viridiplantae, Chlorophyta, Chlorophyceae, Chlamydomonadales, Chlamydomonadaceae. The coding region runs from base 145 to 450 and encodes 101 amino acids.
CAGCUGCAACGUGCAUCAAUCACCCCAGGUGUUCGCACUUGAGGGCUCAUCCGGCAUCACGCCCCAGCUCAAGCAGCCCUUUGAGGUGGUGUCGUGCAGUCCAUACACGACGUCACGGGUAUCUUUGUCAUCAAUUAAGAGCUCAUGCUGAUUACGAACCAUGGUGAAUGUCAGAACCUCCUCGACUGCGAUCUGGACAAGGGUCUGUGGGUGCAGCAGCCGCAGGAGUUCAUCAGCUCCGGCAUCGACAGCACGCCUCCUCAUCCGGCGCUGCCAUUUCCUCCGCCUCCGCUGUCACCGGUGCUGCCAUCGUCACCUGUCGUCACCUCUGGCACUGCCGACGCCGACGCUGCGGCCGCUGCGGCCCUCAGGCUCCGUCUGUCGGCGGCGCCGCCUUUGUCCCAACAGCCACUGCAGUCGCCACCGCAGCCGCCGACGCCACAGCCCUAGUGCCCGUGGCAGCCGCCGGCGCCGCCGCCAAGGAAGCAAUGGCAGCGGCAGCGGUUGCGGGGAUGCGGUGGCGGCGGCGGCGGCUGAUCUGCGGGUCCUGCUGCUGAGACUGCGGCUGCUGCGUUGUAAGCGCGCUAGCCGGCGCCGUGGCAGGCGCCUCCUCCGCCACCGCCGCCAGCACCUUCAGCUACUGCUGAAGCGGCGGCGCGAACCGCGGCCCACCCGCCGCCGCAGUCGCCAUCGCCACCGCCUGCGGUGCGAGUGCUUCCAUCGCAGCGGCGGCGGUGCUGGCUGCGAUGACCUUGCCACCGUCGCUGCCCGUGCCGUCAGCGGCAGCGUCGGGCAAUGCUGUGGCGCAACCGCCGCGUCGCGGUGCGCUCGGCAACAGAAAAGAUUGGUUGACAGGCCGCCGCCGCGGCUGUGGCUAUGUAUUGCUGCCGCCGCCACGGCCGCUAGCUGCUGGCCCUGAGCCUGCUGCGGUUGCGCCGUCAUCGUCUGCGCUAGCGGCUGUGAUGGCGCUGGCGGCAGCAGCAGCGGCGUGGGCAGUUGGGCACCGUACCUGUAACCCGUAGGCGUUGGAAGUCGAUGGCUUGCGGGCAAGUCGCACUGGGCGUGGCAGUGUUGCAGAGUGUUAUGUGGUUACACGGAAUGAUGCUAUAUUGUUCAGCCAUCAACUUGGCAUUGUUGCAUUUAGAUUCCUACGAAAACUGUAGUGUGUUAUCGGACGCGGUCGGUGGAGCGAGUCAGGAUAUUGGGGCCGUGGACUCGUGUGGGGUUUUGCACGCCGCAGCGAGAUCGACAAGACGUGCAUCAUGGGGGCUUCAGUAAUUCACUGAAUCACUGUAAUGUGUAUUUGAG